Molecule: messenger RNA, 910 nt
Organism: Vicia villosa (hairy vetch)
Lineage: Eukaryota; Viridiplantae; Streptophyta; Magnoliopsida; Fabales; Fabaceae
Exons: 1
Coding region: 155-625 (156 amino acids)
Source: RefSeq, a predicted model, not a curated record
UAUUUAUUCAUAACUCAAACCAUUUGUUCAUUAUUCAAAAGAAAGAAAAAACCUUUCCUCACAUUCUCUGCACAAAACACUGUAAUAUUACUUCAUCAUCAUUCAUCACUCAAUCAUUUUUCGAACAAAAUCACCAUUCAUUUCAGUUUCUGACAUGUCCCUUGAACAAGAGCUUGAAUCCGACUCCACACCCAUCGCUCAUCCUCAACAGCGAUCAAACGCCUUAUGCUUCCCCACCUGCUUCGCCUCACGCCGCCGUUCCAUCUGGUGGGAGCGCGUCCGCUCCGCCUCCUUUUCCCAAUCCAAUCCCACCACCACCACAACCACCGCUGACCGCUGGUGGUCACGCGGUCUCAAAGCCUUAAAGAAACUCCGAGCCUGGUCAGAGAUCGUCGCUGGUCCAAGAUGGAAAACGUUCAUCCGGAAAUUCAGCCAACACCGAUCCUCCAGACGCAUGGCUAAUAAGUACCAAUACGAUCCGUUGAGUUACGCCUUGAACUUCGAUGAGGGACAGAACGAGGAUAGCCGCGACGACGGAUUUCGCAAUUUCUCCACGCGGUACGCCGCCGCUAAUGGUAAAUCAGUCGCGCCGGAGCCGGAUUGUGAAAUUGGCGGUUUGGUUUGAUUGAUUGGGCCGCGUGAGCUAUGAUGCGCUGGAGUGUACACAUUGUGUGAGCUGGAGAAUGAGUAGUAGGGUUUGGUUGGUGAAACUGAAAAGAGCAUUACACGGUGUAUACCACUCCAUCGUGUCGCUUUCUUUUUAUUUUACCCUUUUUUUUGUUAUUAACCAUUCUAUAAUAUGAAAAAUUACUUUCUUUUUUCUUUUUUAAUUUCUUUUUAUGUUGUACAUAUGUCGGUAACAAAACUUAAAUGGUUAUAUUACUAUUACAAUCGAAUUUUUUUUUUUUGA